Molecule: messenger RNA, 606 nt
Organism: Arthroderma uncinatum
Lineage: Eukaryota; Fungi; Ascomycota; Eurotiomycetes; Onygenales; Arthrodermataceae
Exons: 3
Coding region: 1-606 (201 amino acids)
Biological process (GO): transcription initiation at RNA polymerase III promoter
Cellular component (GO): RNA polymerase III complex
Source: RefSeq, a predicted model, not a curated record
AUGAAGGUCCUCGAUCCCCAAUCCGCAACCCUCUCCAAUGUCGAGGUGCUAGCUCACUUGAAACUGAAUCCUCCCCGCCUGCCACCAGCUCCUAUCCCGAAUGCAAAGAAUUUCGUACCCAAACCGGACUUGAGAGAUUAUAACACAGUCGUAAAAGAGUACAAUGACUAUGUAGCUCGCCUAUCCCCGCAUCUCUUAUCAUACCCUAGCUUUUCAUCAAUAUCUGCCGAGAAUGCUGCCUCACUGGACACCCCUGAUAAAUCGAUAACAGACCUCGAUGUUGCUCUGAGGACACUCAUCGCAAGCUUAAAGCCGUUCAACUUGACAAAAGCGGAGGUAUUGACGAUCAUCAAUUUGGGAGUAGGUCUUGAAGCCAAGCCGGAAGGGGAGGCCGCAGAGGAUACUGUCAUGCAGGAUGGGGAAGGCGAAGAUGGGGGCCAAGGAAUAGAUUAUGGUGCUUUGGCUUUGCUAGACACGAUUAUCGAAGACAGAGAAGAAAGAUUGGCAGACGAGGAUGUUGCUGAAAUUCUAAGAAUUGUGAGAGAGACUCUGGGGAAGAAAGAACCAGCAAAGAAAGAGGCUGAAGAGGUGAUGGAGGAAAUCUGA